Molecule: messenger RNA, 996 nt
Organism: Prorocentrum cordatum
Lineage: Eukaryota; Dinophyceae; Prorocentrales; Prorocentraceae
Source: the annotation of a GenBank genome assembly
AUGCGGCCAUGCCGAUCAAGGCUCGAGGAGAACUGGGUCGAGGCCGCCCGGUCCUGUUCCCGCCAGGGCGUCGCUUCUCGAGCGCACGUCAUGCCAGACCACGGGGUGUGGAGCGAGCUGGCAGUCGCAGAGGCAGGCCAGCGCAGCUUCUCCAAGGCCGACCUGGUCCCGAGAGCGCGCGUGCUCGCGCUGGCUCGGCGGCUGGCCGACCUCGACUUUGAGGUCCCCCUCGCCGAGCUGCAGGCCUCGGGGGCGCCGGCGCCAGUCGCGGCGACCGAGAAGCACGUCGGGCAGGAGUGCUCGCUGGUGGGCCACGUGGUGAGCAGCGGCUGCCUCGAAGGCGCGGACACCGUGCUCGACCUGGGGGCGGGGCGCGGGUGCCUCAGCGAGCGGCUUCAACAGGCUGCGGGGACGCGCGCCGGCUUCCUGCUGAUCGACAGGGAUCCCCAGAAGGCCCGGUGCAGGGACGCGGCGCUGCGGCGGCGGGGGAGGGCGAGGCGGCUUGUGGCCGACCUGCAGCACGUACGCCUGGACCCAGCGCUCGGCCGCUGCGUGGCGGUGACGAAGCAUCUGUGCGGCUGCGCCACGGACUUCGGGCUGCGGUGCCUGCGGGCGCUGGACGAGGACAAGGCGGCGCUGGGCAGAACUGGGCCGCCGACGCCGCUCUUCUUCGCCACCUGCUGCCACCACCGCUGCACCUGGGAGCACUACGUCAACCAGGCCUUCGUGCUGCGGCACGGCCUCUCGGAGGGGGACUUCGCCGAUGUGUGCGCGCUCUCGCACUGGGCCACGCUGCAGGCGAGGCCUCCGGAGGAGGCGCCGCGGGGCGAGGCGCGGGAGGGCCUUGACUGGGGGCAGCGGCGCGCACUCGGCCAGCGCUGCAAGCGUUUCCUGGACUCCGGGCGGCUAGAGUGGCUCCGCGGGCGCUACGCCACGGCGGCGCUCGUGCAGUACACCACGCUCUCGGUAGAGAACCGGCUGCUCGUGGCCAGAUGA